This is a messenger RNA of Penicillium arizonense, 1869 nucleotides long. RefSeq lists its product as uncharacterized. Bases 1 to 1869 code for a protein of 622 amino acids. Gene Ontology annotation, molecular function: zinc ion binding; DNA binding; DNA-binding transcription factor activity, RNA polymerase II-specific. The transcript has 9 exons. The record is from RefSeq and is a predicted model, not a curated record. Gene Ontology annotation, biological process: DNA-templated transcription; regulation of DNA-templated transcription. NCBI's taxonomy places the organism in Eukaryota, Fungi, Ascomycota, Eurotiomycetes, Eurotiales, Aspergillaceae.
AUGUCAUCCGCUAAAGCGACCAAGAAAAGCGCAUUCUCAUGCGCACCAUGUCGAAAACGAAAGGUGAAAUGUGGUGGGGAACAGCCCGUUUGCAAACGUUGCGUAGCGCGUGACGACAUGUGUGUUUACAAGUUAUCCCCAACUCUGUCUUACACCCAACGUCUUGAAAACCGCAUCAAAGAGUUAGAAGAUGAACUUGCAGAGCUGAAGGGUAAGGCUCUUGCAUCUCGCUGUGUUCCUGAAAAUUCAUCUUCUGGUUGGUCAAUACAAGCCCAAUCAGAGUCGGGGCAUGCAAGUGGGUUUGGGGGUUUGAAACUUGAUGAGAAGGGGGUAACAACUUACCAUGGGGCAGCAAGUUUCUUCCAUCUUCUUGGAGACAACCGCACAUCUACGGAGGCUUUCCAGGAUACGUCAACAACAGCAGAAGAUUUAGUUCUAAGGAAGCGUGAAACAUUGGUCACUAAUGCAUGGCGACAGCGUGCUUUGGAAAAUAUUUCAGAGAUACCAGAGCCUUUCCAAUAUCUUUUGGAUACGCAUUGGUGUUGGAUUCAACCGCUAUUCAAUUUCAUCUAUCGCCCGGCUUUUACUCGUGAUAUGGAAGUCUUGGGUUCUUAUUACUCGCAUACCCUCCUUAACGCUGUCCUUUCCCACUCAAUUCGCUGGGGCAAAAGUGACAAGACCACAUGCGAGAAACUUGAAGAGGCGUAUGAGAGUGGCGCCAUCUUCGGAAGGCAUGCUCGCACAUUGCUCUUCGAUGAGCUGAGCUCCGGAAUAUGCACAAUCCCAACUGUCCAGACUCUCUUAUUGCUCAGUGCGCAAGAGUGCAGUUCUGGCAACAGCGCACAGGCAUGGGUAUACACCGGGAUUGCCUUCCGUCUCAUAGACCAUUUGGGUAUCUGUGUUGAUAGUCAACGCUAUGCUGGAUCAGUUGAACUGUCUGAUGAGGAUGUCGAGAUUCGAAACCGUCUCUUCUGGAGCUGCUAUUUCUGGGACAAGAUGCUCAGCGUCUACCUUGGCCGAUCACCCACACUACAGCAUUCUACAGUUUCCCCACCUCAAAUCAUGUUUGAUGAUUCCUCCGAAAAUGAGCUAUGGUAUCCUCAUAGCUUCAGCAUCCCAGGCGGGGUUGAAUACCCUCCCACGCCUAGCCACUCCACGUCUUGUUUCGUCAGAAUGUCCCAGCUUUCUGUCAUCUUUAAUCAAAUCCUCAUACAUAUGUAUGAUCCACUGCAGCAGCAUACAGAGACAGACAUACAGGCAUGCUUUGUGCGUGAAGAUACUGCUCUGCAUCAAUGGUGGGACGAUUUGCCACCCUUUUUGAAGAUCGACGUCAAUGCGCUUCCUGUGCUCGCUCCGCCUUCACAUAUCCUGCCUCUACCAUACCUUCAGAAUUCUAUUACAUCGUCCAAUGCUGUCUCGGCGCUUUCUCCAGCCUAUGUUUACAUUGCUGCAUCUAUAUUCCUCCUUCAGGUCCAAGCUGCAUCAGAUGACAAGCAAGCACUCCGAAGAUUAGGGUUUUGCAUUCAUGCCCUUGAACGAGUCAAGACAAUCAAUCCAGUUAUCGGCAGCGCACUAAAGCUCAUAACACGAGCUCUCCAAAAACUUGGUAUCGAGGCGUCCACUCUGCGGGAACAGCUGGCCCCUGAGACUGGACCGUUUCUGAAUAGGCCUAUGUCGCACUUUGCGCCCCAGCCGUUAAUAUCCCAAUUCACCCAGCAAUCCCAGAUUGAUGACUCAUUCCAACUUUCCGAAUUUGACUACUUGAACGCCGAAAUAUUCGAGAUCACUCCUGAACAAUUUGAAGUUGUCUCUUCAAUGGAACCCAUUACUGUGAUGGUUGGUGCAUUAAAUGGCUCGUCAGCUGUCUAG